Acanthoscelides obtectus is the source of this 372-nucleotide messenger RNA. The record is from the annotation of a GenBank genome assembly. Lineage: Eukaryota; Metazoa; Arthropoda; Insecta; Coleoptera; Chrysomelidae.
AUGCCACCCAAAACUAGCGGUAAAGCAGCUAAAAAGGCCGGUAAGGCUCAAAAAAAUAUUUCCAAGUCUGAUAAGAAAAAGAAACGCAGGAGGAAGGAAAGCUACGCAAUUUACAUCUACAAAGUGCUGAAGCAGGUACAUCCAGAUACCGGUAUUUCCAGCAAAGCGAUGAGCAUCAUGAACAGCUUCGUCAACGAUAUUUUCGAACGUAUCGCAGCGGAAGCAUCCCGAUUGGCACAUUACAACAAACGUGCCACGAUAACUAGCAGAGAAAUUCAAACAGCCGUUCGACUAUUGCUACCAGGAGAAUUGGCCAAGCACGCCGUCAGCGAAGGUACCAAAGCCGUAACCAAGUACACCAGUUCGAAGUAA